Solanum stenotomum is the source of this 1423-nucleotide messenger RNA. Its product is annotated as stemmadenine O-acetyltransferase-like. The coding region runs from base 29 to 1423 and encodes 464 amino acids. The record is from RefSeq and is a predicted model, not a curated record. NCBI's taxonomy places the organism in Eukaryota, Viridiplantae, Streptophyta, Magnoliopsida, Solanales, Solanaceae. The transcript has a single exon.
UCACGUCUUACAUGUUCAAGAAAAUAAAAUGAAAAUUGCCAAGAUUUGUGAAGAGCUUAUCAAACCAUCAUCCCCAACUCCACAUGAACUUAGAGACCACAAAAUCUCUUUCAUAGAUGAAUUAAUACCCCAUUCUUCAAUUCCACUCAUUUUGUUCUUCAAAAAGAGUGAAAACAUCACACAAUCACAAAUAUGCAACCACUUAAAAACUUCACUUUCACAAACUUUAACUCAAUUUUACCCUUUGGCUGGAAGAAUAAAGUCCCAAUAUUCAAUUGAUUGCAAUGAUGAAGGAGCUUACUAUCAAGAAUCACAAGUGGAUGCUUCACUUUUAGACAUAAUCAAGAAUCCAAAAUCCAAUGAAUUGGUCCAACUCACACCUUACAAUUCAAAUGGCACCUUAUCAAAUUUUCAACAACUCUUAGCCAUUCAAGUUAACUUAUUCAAUUGUGGUGGUAUAGCACUUAGUAUCUCCAUUUCACAUAAGAUUGGUGAUGCUUCUAGCCUUUGUAAAUUCAUUAUGAAUUGGAGCAAUGCAAGUGAAGGAUCAAUAAGAAGCAACACAUGUUGCACAGACUCUUCAGAAAUAUUGUUGCACCCGUGCCAGAUCCUUAAAAAAUAUACUACUUCUGAAGCAUCCGACAUGCACUUGAAGAACAUGGGGGCAAACAAGGUAAGAAAAGACUCUAUUUUCGUCUUUUUAUCGUCAAUUUUUCCAUCGAGAGGGACAAUUGAUAACACGUUAAAUGUAAACAACAUGCCAAUUCGUAUUGUAGCUGAAAAAUUAGUAGUAAAAAGAAUUGUUUUUACUACUUCAAAUAUAGCCAAAGUGAAGGCUAAGUUGAUAAAUUGGGGUUACAAUGAGAACGCGACACGUGUAGAAGUUGUUAUGGCUUUGUUAUGGAAAUGUUUCAUGGCUGCAAAAGGGUGUAACUCUGUUGCAAUUAUUCCAGUGAAUAUAAGGCAAAGGAUAGUUCCACCCUUUGAUGAAAAUUCAUUUGGUAACUUUUUUUUAGUAACAAGUUGUAUAGCAAGUGUGAAAAAUGAAUGGUGUUCAUUGGUAGGAAAAAUAAAGAGUGCAAUUGGGAGAAUUGAUGGUAAUUACGUGGAGAAAAUACGCGGAGAGGAUGGUUUUGAGUUUGUAAAUAGUAAUUUUAAACAAGUUGGAAAAUUUAUUAUGAGUCAAGGGGAUGAUUUUCGCGUGUUAACAAUUUCAAGUUGGUGUAAAUUUCCGAUUUAUGAAGCAAACUUUGGAUGGGGUGAGUCUAUUUCUACGAUUGUUGCGACUCUUGGGAUAAAAGAUAAUAUUAUUUUAUUAGAUUCUAAAGAAUUUCGUGGUGGAAUUGAAGCUUGGAUUGUUAUGGUUGAUCAAGAAAUGACACUUUUUGAACAAGACAAAGAACUUCAAGAUUUACUUCAUUAG